Aureobasidium namibiae CBS 147.97 is the source of this 771-nucleotide messenger RNA. RefSeq lists its product as uncharacterized. The coding region runs from base 1 to 771 and encodes 256 amino acids. The record is from RefSeq and is a predicted model, not a curated record. Lineage: Eukaryota; Fungi; Ascomycota; Dothideomycetes; Dothideales; Saccotheciaceae. The transcript has 2 exons.
AUGCAGUACAAGUCCCUCGCCGUCUUCGCUCUGUCCGCUGGAGCCCUCGCUGCUCCCGAGAAGAGACAGGCCACCGAUGCCAACCUUAUCUCCUACUACCAGGUCCUCGCGACUGCUGUGCCUUCUUCGCUCGGUGCAGAGUUCUUGACCAACAGCGCAGGCGUCCUCUCUUCGGUCGGAGCCGAAUUGGCCGCCAGCUCGACCCCCUCAUGGAUCGCUGCUCUUCCUUCUGACGUCCAGUCAUACAUCGUCGGUGCUGCCCAGAACCCGUCGCUCGCAAGCUCCGCCAUUGCCAAUGCCACCUCUGCUGCUUCUGCUGCUGCCGUCGUCACAUCUGCUCCGGUUAUUAUCGCCAACAACGGCUCAGCUGUUGCUAACCAGACUGCUCCUGUGGUCAUCGCCAGCAAUGGUACCGCUUUGGUUAAUGGCACGGUUCCCGCAGCCCUCGCACCCAAUGGAACUACCAUCAUCAACGGUACUACUCUAGGAAACGGAACCGUCCCUGUCGUUGCAAACAACGGCACUGUCGUUAACGGCACCGCUCUCGUGACGGGAGCUUCCUCUCGCACUGGCUCUGCUGGCUCAUCUUCCACCAGCGGUUCGGGUUCCAGCUCUAGCUCGCGCGGCUCUGGCUCUGGCUCCGGCUCCGGCUCCAGCGCUGGUUCCUCUGGCUCUUCUGCUACCUCCACCGGUGGCGCAUCCCUUCCUACCGCUCUUGGUAUGGGUCUUGCUGGUGCUGUCGGUCUCGUCGGCGCCGUUUUCGUCCUUUAA